Molecule: messenger RNA, 1821 nt
Organism: Peromyscus eremicus (cactus mouse)
Lineage: Eukaryota; Metazoa; Chordata; Mammalia; Rodentia; Cricetidae
Product: protein sidekick-2-like
Exons: 14
Coding region: 1-1821 (606 amino acids)
Biological process (GO): dendrite self-avoidance; axon guidance; homophilic cell-cell adhesion
Cellular component (GO): axon; plasma membrane
Molecular function (GO): cell-cell adhesion mediator activity
Source: RefSeq, a predicted model, not a curated record
AUGGCCAGUCGCCAAGAGGAGCACUACCAUGCCCAGGCCUACAAGUCACCUGGGCCUUCCUACAUGCAGUCUAGUGCCUGGCUCUGGGUGUGGAAAGGGCCAUUAUCUCCAGCAACCCCUGGAAUCAAACCAUCCAAGCACGAGGUGUUUGCCCAGAUUGUCCAUUUCUGGGGCCUGGGCAGUGAGCUGGUAAAUUCGGUGCUGGAGCAAGUGGCCCAUGAGCAGGCCCACAGAGAUGACGUGCCACCGUACUUCAAGACAGAGCCAGUGCGCACCCAAGUACAUCUGGAGGGGAACCGCCUGGUGCUCACGUGCAUGGCUGAGGGCAGCUGGCCACUGGAGUUCAAGUGGUUACACAACAACCGGGAGCUGACCAGGUUCUCGUUGGAGUACAGGUACAUGAUCACCAGCCUGGACCGCACCCACGCUGGCUUCUACCGCUGCAUCGUGCGCAACCGGAUGGGGGCCCUGCUACAGCGGCAGACUGAGGUCCAGGUGGCCUACAUGGGGAGCUUCGAGGAAGGCGAGAAGCACCAGAGCGUGUCCCACGGAGAAGCCGCUGUCAUCCGGGCACCUCGAAUCUCCAGCUUCCCCCGGCCACAGGUGACCUGGUUCCGUGAUGGCCGCAAGAUCCCGCCCAGCAGCCGCAUAGCCAUCACGCUGGAAAACACCCUGGUCAUCCUGUCCACGGUGGCUCCCGAUGCUGGUCGCUACUACGUGCAGGCUGUUAACGACAAGAACGGAGACAACAAGACUAGCCAGCCUAUCACUCUUGCCGUGGAGAAUGUUGGGGGACCUGCUGACCCCAUUGCACCAACCAUCAUCAUCCCCCCCAAGAACACUAGUGUUGUGGCUGGGACCUCGGAGGUGACCAUGGAGUGUGUGGCCAAUGCCAGGCCUCUGAUCAAGCUGCACAUUGUCUGGAAGAAAGACGGGGCCGUGCUCUCCAAUGGUAUCAGUGAUUACAACCGCAGGCUCACCAUCACCAACCCCACGGUCAGCGACGCCGGCUACUAUGAGUGUGAGGCUGUGCUGCGCAGUAGCAGUGUGGCCCCCGUCACCCGGGGAGCCUACCUCUUGGUGCUGGAGCCGCCUCAGUUUGUCAGAGAGCCUGAGAGACACAUCACAGCAGAGAUGGAGAAGGUGGUGGACAUCCCCUGUCGAGCCAAAGGGGUACCACCUCCCUCCAUCACCUGGUACAAGGAUGCUGCGCUGGUGGAGGUGGAAAAGCUGACGCGCUUCAAGCAGCGCAGUGAUGGCGGCCUGCAGAUCAGUGGCCUGCUGCCCGAUGACACUGGCAUGCUCCAGUGCUUCGCCCACAAUGCCGCUGGAGAGGCGCAGACCUCCACCUACCUGGCUGUCACCAGCAUCGCCCCUAAUAUCACCAGGGGCCCCCUUGACAGUACAGUGAUUGACGGGAUGUCAGUGGUACUGGCGUGCGAGACCUCAGGAGCACCACGGCCUGCUAUCACUUGGCAGAAAGGGGAGCGCAUCUUAGCAAGUGGCUCUGUCCAGCUGCCUCGCUUCACGCUGCUGGAGUCUGGAAGCCUGCUCGUUAGCCCAACCCACAUCUCUGACGCCGGUACCUACACCUGUUUGGCCACCAACUCUCGGGGAGUAGACGAGGCCUCGGCAGACCUGGUCGUAUGGGCCCGGACCCGCAUCACCAAGCCACCCCAGGACCAGAGUGUCAUCAAGGGCACCCAGGCCUCUAUGGUGUGUGGAGUGACCCACGAUCCUAGAGUGACUAUCAGGUACUCCAGGCAAAGAGGAGGCUUGGGUGUGGCCCACCCUGGAAACUUUCUGACCUCCUUUCACUGA